This is a messenger RNA of Aspergillus sclerotioniger CBS 115572, 981 nucleotides long. Its product is annotated as DUF500-domain-containing protein. Gene Ontology annotation, molecular function: phosphatidylinositol binding; actin filament binding. Gene Ontology annotation, biological process: actin filament bundle assembly; actin cortical patch localization. The transcript has 3 exons. Gene Ontology annotation, cellular component: actin cortical patch. Bases 1 to 981 code for a protein of 326 amino acids. The record is from RefSeq and is a predicted model, not a curated record. NCBI's taxonomy places the organism in Eukaryota, Fungi, Ascomycota, Eurotiomycetes, Eurotiales, Aspergillaceae.
AUGCCUGGAGGAAUCCACAACCCGUUUCCCUCGUCUUUGCAGAGCGAGUGUGACAAGGCAGCCCAGAUCAUCGAGUCUUUUACCAAUCCCGAUGCCUUCAAUAGCCCGGGCCACACCAUCCCACGAAAGAUUCUCACCGGCGCGAAGGGCCUGGCAAUCCUCACUGUCGCCAAGGUCGCAUUCCUCGGAUCAGGCCGCAUCGGUUCUGGUGUCCUCGUUGCGCGCCUGAAAGAUGGCUCCUGGUCUGCGCCGUCAGCGAUCAUGUCCCUCGGAGGUGGCUUCGGGGGCCAAAUCGGCGUGGAAUUGACAGACUUCGUCUUCAUUCUUCAGAACGACCUUGCUGUACGCACCUUCGCACAGCUGGGAAGUUUAACCCUGGGCAUCAAUGUGUCACUGGCUCUGGGUACACUCGGACGGAAUGGGGAGAUUGCGAGCGGUGUCAGCGCUGGUGGGGUCAUAGGAAUGUUUUCCUAUGCGCAGACCAAAGGUUUAUUUGGUGGUGUAAGUGCCGAAUUGAGCCUCUUAGUCGAGAGUAGACUUGCGAACCGGAAGCUGUACGGAAAUAAAGCCAAGGCACCUGAGUUGCUGGGCGGCGAAAUUCCUCCACCCGAAGAGGCCAGCGCGCUCAUGCGUGCCUUGCAAUCGGACGUCUUCAACGACACUGGCGUGGAACUGAGUCGUGGGUUGGCUUCGGAGGAACCACCCGCUGAAGUCACGAUAGCAAUUCCCUCUGAGUUGCCGUCGGAGGUAGUGUCUGAACGGGCAGUUGAAUUGCCCUCUGAAGCACCUAGCGAGGCACAGGGAGCCACGUCAUCCCAGCCAACUCCUAUCAGAAUGCCGUCAGUAUCUGAUGUAAUCAACACUCCACCCGAACUGCCCGGUUCAAUUCAAGAACUGGAUGCUACACCUGUACAGCCCAGAUCUUCGGACCAGCAUGACCCCGUUUGUGCUCCCCCAUCUAGUGCCAACAGGGUGGAAUAA